This is a messenger RNA of Plasmodium vinckei vinckei, 2781 nucleotides long. RefSeq names its product conserved Plasmodium protein, unknown function. The coding region runs from base 1 to 2781 and encodes 926 amino acids. The record is from RefSeq and is a predicted model, not a curated record. The transcript has 8 exons. Lineage: Eukaryota; Apicomplexa; Aconoidasida; Haemosporida; Plasmodiidae.
AUGGCAAAUAAUGCAUUUAAUGAGAUGAUUGGAUGCGUGCGUGUAAUCAGUUCUACAGACACUGAUAACACCAAAGAAAUUGUGAACAAUGGAAAUAGUAAUAAUAAAAAUAGCAAACUAAAAAAAAUAAUUAACGGAAUUAUAAGUAAUAAAAUGAAACAUGCAAAAAAUGUAUUUGAUGAAGUAAAAGAACAUAUUAAAUAUACAGCUAAAGAAGCUCAAAAAAAUAUGAACUACCCUUUUUGUAAAUCACCAUGUAAUAUUGAAAAUCUGAAAAAUACAAUAUAUAUAAAUGAAGAAGAAAUUGUUAUAAAUAAAAAUAUUUAUAAAAAUAUAUUUACAAAUAAAAGAAAAGAAAGUAAUGAAAGUGAUGAAGAAGAGGAUGAGGAAAAAGACGAAGGAGUAGCAGGAAAAAAAAAAAAUAAUCAAAAUCUAUUUACAUGUGAAAAAAAUGAUAUCAUUAUUAAAGGGAAAUAUAAUUUUGGAUUUACUAUUGAUGUUAUUUCAGAAAAUGAAGAAAAUAAAAUUAUUGCAUAUGCAUAUGAAAAAGAUACAAAUAAAAAAUUACCAUGUAUUUAUAAAUGGAGGCGAAUAUAUUAUGACAAAGAAUAUGGAUUAAUAGAACAAAAUUUAAAUAAUACAGGGAAUAAAAAUAUACAAAAAAAAGUAACACCAGGAAAUGGUAAAGGUUGUUAUGGUAGUGAAUAUGAAUUAACUUCUGAUGAUAUUGGAUUUAAAAUAUCUGUAGAAUGCACUUGUAUUAAUAGUGAGCAAAUGGAUAAUGGUUCUAUCCCUUCGGAAAAUUAUAGAGACACACAUUUUGAUGAAUAUGAAAAGGCGGAAAAUAACAAUAAUAUCAACAUGAACAAUGAUAAAAAUUCUUUUUACAAUGAUGCUUCAUCAUUUAAAAACACAUUCAAAGGUACGGCAAAAGAAAGUUACACAUCACAAUAUGAAAAAUUAAAUAAUAAAAAAAGUUAUGAUAAUAUACAAAAUAGUGAAAAAAGCAAUUUAGAAAAUAUAAGCAAUUACAGUAAAAAUUCAUCAAACACAUCUAUAAAUAGUUAUUAUAAAAACAUGAAGAAUAAAAAAAAAAAUAACAAUGAAAGUGAUGAUGAAAAUAUGUUAAAACGAUCUACAAAAAGAGGGUUAUUAAAAUCUGAUGGUGAAUUAUCUUUGUUUAGUAAUACAAAAAAUGAAAAAAAUAAAAUAUUUGAAACGCAAACUACUAAUUCAUACAAUCAAAACUUGUCUCAAAUUAAUAACAAAUAUCAUGGUGUGGCUAUUGCCGAAAUUGGGCCAUUUAAUUUGAAUACCAAAACUAAAAAUAUGUUAGAAACUAUUAUAUAUAAUGAUACAAUUAAAUACCCUAUAUAUAUAUUAAGCAAAGAAGACAAAAAAAAUAAUAGUCUACAAAAUGAAAACAAAUAUUAUGAUCAAAAAACUUUAGAAAAUAUUAUAUUUAAUGAGAGCAAAACUAGUAACUCAUUUAGUACGUAUAACGAUUAUAAUUAUGUUGACAAUCAAAGUGUGUAUUCCAAUUUAGAAGGGGAAAACGAAUAUAUAUAUAUGUUGCAUAUAUAUAAAAAUGAAAUAAAAAUUAUUAAUCAAAAUAAUAAAAUGAAAAAUAUGUGGAAUUAUAAAUUUCAUCAUAUAUAUCCAUAUGUAGAAUUUAUUGAUACAGAUCGUAAAACAGAAAAGCAUAACAAAAAUGAUGAAAAUAAUAAUCACUUUUUAUUACAUGUUAAUGAAAAUGAGUCUUAUAAAUGCAAAUGCCUAUUUAAAAGACAUCGAGAUUUAAUAUCUAUUUUAUUAAAAUAUAUGCAUGCUAAUUUAUAUAUUAUCAAUGAAUAUAUAUUCAAUAAUAUAAAUCAAAAUUUUGAAAAAACUAGAGUUAAAAAUAUUUUUAACAAUGUAGAUGUUAAUUCAAUUCUUGAAAAUCUAAACAAAGAGCUAUUACUAAAUAGAAAAAUAAAUCAAAAGUACCUCAACAAAAUUCAUAAUUUACAGAAUGAAAAAAAUGCCCUCGAAGAUGAUCUCAAAAAUACGAUAGAAGCAUUUCAAUUCCAAUUAGAUACUGCCAAAAAGUUCAAGGAUCAAACCGAACUGAUAAAAGAAAACGAAAAACUUAUGAAGGAGAUCAAAAUAUUACAAGAUAAAUACAAAAAUGUGGAUUUAUUUUUUAAAGACAAGUAUAAAUUAUUAUUAAAUGAUAUUGAAAAAUAUAAAAAAUUAGUACAGGAGAAUAUGUCCAAGACUAACUCGAAAGAGGAUCAAAAAUUACAAGAAAAAAUACAGUCUAUCGAAAAAGAAAAGAUUAACUUGUUAAAUGAAAAUAAAAAAAUACAUAAUUUAUAUUUAGAAGAAAAGGGAAAUAAAACCGAUUUAGAGAAUAAAGUAGAAAAUUUAAAUUUAAAAUUGGAACUUUUAAACAAGUCUUUACAAGAGGAAAAACAAAAAAACCAAGAAACAUAUGAAUCACUAAAGGAAUUAAAAGAAGUUAAAAAAAAUAAUAACUCUUUACAAAAGGAAAAUAUCAAAAUAUCAAAUGAACUAAAUUUAUUAACUUCGGAAAAAAACAGAUUAACAAAAUUGGUUGAUUCUUUAGCAAAAGAUAUUGAAAAAUCAAAAAAAAAUGAAGCUUCAAAAAAAGAUGAUAACAAAACAGAAAGCAAACAAAAUGAUAAGCUAUUAAAAGAGCUUAUGUCUUUAAAAGAUGAAAAUGAACUUCUCAAAAAAAGGAUAAAAAAAUUUGCAAAUUUUAGCAAUACCGCGUCAUAG